Molecule: messenger RNA, 2864 nt
Organism: Ochlerotatus camptorhynchus
Lineage: Eukaryota; Metazoa; Arthropoda; Insecta; Diptera; Culicidae
Product: pre-rRNA 2'-O-ribose RNA methyltransferase FTSJ3
Exons: 3
Coding region: 122-2707 (861 amino acids)
Biological process (GO): rRNA methylation; maturation of 5.8S rRNA from tricistronic rRNA transcript (SSU-rRNA, 5.8S rRNA, LSU-rRNA); maturation of LSU-rRNA from tricistronic rRNA transcript (SSU-rRNA, 5.8S rRNA, LSU-rRNA)
Cellular component (GO): preribosome, large subunit precursor; nucleus; nucleolus
Molecular function (GO): rRNA (uridine-2'-O-ribose)-methyltransferase activity; rRNA (guanine) methyltransferase activity
Source: RefSeq, a predicted model, not a curated record
GCGUUCGCCUUGAGCACAUGUUUUUCGGUCGUGGGUUCGAUUCGUCCGAAUAAAAAUAAUUAUUGGUGAAAAUUCGUUUGAAAAUUGGCUCCCGGAUAGUAAAUAACACUCGUGCUUCAUCAUGGGAAAGAAAGCAAAAGUAGGAAAGGACCGGAAGGAUAAGUUCUACAAAUUAGCCAAGGAAACCGGAUACCGUUCCCGUGCCGCGUUCAAGCUUAUCCAGUUGAAUCGCCGUUUCGGAUUCCUUCAGCAAUCGCAGGUGUGCAUCGAUCUUUGCGCUGCCCCGGGAGGAUGGAUGCAAGUGGCGAAGCAGAAUAUGCCCGUCUCCAGUAUUGUCGUUGGUGUGGAUUUGUUCCCGAUCAAGAACGUUCCCGGUUGUAUCAGUUUGAUGGGGGACAUUACGACCGACAAAACGAAGGCAGAUUUGACAAAGGAACUGAAGACGUGGAAAGCCGAUGUUGUGCUGAAUGACGGUGCUCCGAAUGUGGGUCGGAAUUGGUUGUUCGAUGCGUAUCAGCAGGUUUGUUUGACGCUAAGUGCGACCAAGCUUGCGACGCAGUUUCUGCGACCAGGAGGAUGGUUCGUUACUAAGGUUUUCCGCUCGAAGGAUUACAACGCACUGAUUUGGGUGUUGAAGCAGCUGUUCCGGAAGGUUCACGCGACGAAGCCAUCGGCCUCGAGAAACGAGUCAGCGGAAAUCUUCGUCGUUUGUCAGGACUACCGGGCACCAGAUAAGAUCGAUCCGAGGUUUUUAGACGCCAAGUAUGUGUUCGAUGAGCUGGACAUUGAACCGCAGGUGAAGAUAAAUCUGCUAAAGGAGGUAGAGAAGAGCAAGAAGCCCAAGGUGGAAGGUUAUGACGGAACGGAUGUGCGGAAGAUUAUCUCCGUUACAGAGUUCUUGAAGAAUGACAAACCGUUGGCUAUGUUGGGAAGAACUACCGAGAUUCAGUUUGAUGAUAAGGGGAUUGCGAACCACCCGCGAACGACGGCUGAGAUCCGUGAGUGCUGUAAGGAUAUCAAGGUUCUUGGCAGGAAGGAUUUGAGAGAUUUGCUCAAGUGGCACAAGAUGAUGAGCAGUGAGUUGUUCCCACAUGAACACCAGGAGGAAGAGGAUGUGAAAGGGAAGGGCAAAAAGUUGUCGACAUUGAAUGAGAAAGUUCAGCAGGAAGAAGGCGAAGAGGAUGAUGAGGAAACUGUUGAACUGAAGUCUAUGGACAAGGAAAUUGCUGACUUGAGGAAGGAGGAAGCGCAGGAUACCAGGCGAAAACGCAAGAAGGCCAAUAAGGAACGAACCAAGCUUAACGAGAAACUGAGCUUGAAGAUGGUCAUCAAAGGGGAUCAGGGUCCUACGGAACAAGGGGAUGUGAUGAUGUUCAGCUUGAAGUCAGUUCGGGAUAAAAGGCAGAUCAACGAUCUUUUGGAUGCUGAUCCGGAUAUCCUAACAGAACCUGGCUUCCUCGACGACGAAGACGAUGGUUUGACCAAAAAGAGGCAAAAGUUCGUCAAGUACGACAAGGAAACCAAGGGAGAUUUGUUUGAGGACGAGAAAAUCCUGGCCCAGAAGUCGGACGGCGAAGACAGCGAUGCAGAUUUGGAUCGGGAAGGAUUGGGUCUGGAUGAUACCGAGGAGCUUCAAUUUGAAAAUGACGAAGGCGAGGAAGAUGUUGACAGCGACAAUCCAGACACGCAAAAUCCGCUGAUCACCGAUCUGGACUAUCGGGAUAAGGACGAAAAGCGACGCCAGAAGGCUCAGCUCUGGUUCGAAAAGGAUACUUUCAAAAAUGUUCUGACCGGUGAGGAUCAAGCCGUAGAUUACGAUCUGGAUCGCCUGACGGAAAUGUACCGGAAAUCGGGUGCCAAAAUCAUCGGCGAUGAUGACAAAGACAGGCCGCUCGGAAAAAAGGCACGUAAACGAGCAAAGCACGACGUCGAAAAGGAAGACUCAUCUUCGGAUGAUUCGGAUUCCGAGGCGGAGGUGGAAGUGAACGACGAAAGCUUCAAACACAAAACCGUCGAGAAAAUCGGCGGCAAGGAUGGGUUCGAAGUUGUUGCGGCGGAGAAGCGCGAAAAGAAGGUCAAACUGAACGAGGAGGAACUGGCUCUGGGUCAAAUGUUGAUUAGUGGCAAAAAGUCCCGUCGCGAUUUGGUGGACGCCGCGUGGAAUCGGUACAUGUUCAACGACAGUAACCUCCCGGAAUGGUUCGUCAAGGAUGAGGAAAAAACCAUGAAGAAGGAGGCACCGGUUCCCCAUGAGGUCGUCGGCACGUACAAGAUGAAUCUGGAAGAGCUCAACGUCCGGUCGAUCAAGAAGGUCAUGGAAGCCAAGGCCCGCAAGAAGAAGCAUGCUACCAAGCGAAUGGAGAAGAUCAAGAAGAAGGCGGAGACGAUCAUGGAGAAUGUAGACGACACCAACCAGGAGAAGAUCCGAAUGCUGAAGAAGUUGUACAAAAAAUCGGACGCCAAGAAAAAAGACAUCACUUACGUGGUGGCGAAAAAGGCCGGCGCCGGUGGCAAGAAGGUUCGCCGGCCGAAGGGUGUCGAGGGUCGGUUCAAGGUGGUUGAUCCGCGUAUGAAGAAGGACUUGCGAGGAUUGGACGCCAAGGAGCGACGGUCGGCCAAGAAGAGCGGCGGUAAAGGCAAAGGGGGCAAAGGUGGUAAAGGGGGCAAGGGUAAAGCGGGCAAAGGAGGAAAAGCCAAGCGGAAGUAGGCGGCACCGAGGAACAACGGUAAGUAAGUCGGAUGGUUCUUUUGCUGUGCGGUGUUGAUUUCCCCGUUGAUGUGCGAGUGUUUAUUUUUCCGUGCUAAAUUUCGACGGAAUUUGUUAGGAUUUAAGGAAAGAUCUAGAAUAUAUUUCUGAUAAUAUA